AUGGAUAAGGGAGGCAGCGAAAUCGAAUAUGACAGCGGAAUUGAAUAUGGAAGUCCUGAAGGGACAUUUAAAAGCCCAUUUACAUACGCCAAAUACAAUGACCUAGAUCGGAUGGGUUACGAAGAUCCAAAAAGGUUAAAGUAUUUUUUAAAUAGAUUCACUGCCUACAAAGGAUUAUGUUUGUUUAUCAAAGGACGAAAUUUGUCAUCAUUUCAGGUGGCACCAAUGAAUGUCGUCGAGCUGGCUAUCUAUGUGAUUAGUGUGUUGUUUGUCUUUGUCACACUUCCUUUCUCUCUACUGUUUGUUGUAAAGUUCAUGUCGACAUCGGAGCGUCUGGUGGUGUUUCGACUAGGACGAGCUCAAAAGACACACGGUCCCGGGGCAGCAUUUGUUCUGCCGUGCAUCGACACCACCUAUAAGAUCAGCACCAGCAUCACCGCAUUCAAUGUUCCUCCAUUGCAGGUGAUUACGAUCGAUCGUGGGCUAGUUGAAUUAGGAGCAACUGUUUUUCUACGGAUUCGCGAUCCUAUUGCGGCUGUCUGUUCAAUUCAGGAUCGAAAUUCAUCGACGAGGACAUUGGCGAACACAAUGUUGCAUCGAUAUAUCAGUAAAAAACAAAUCUGUGAAAUCGCCAACAAUCAGGAUCGACGGAUCCUCGCUGCUAAUCUCAAGGAUGAACUCGGCAGUGUCACGUGCACCUACGGAGUUGAAAUCACCGAUGUAGAGUUAUCGGACCCAAAAGUUAUAAAAGAAGGUGAGAACAUGGGUCUGCUAGCACUAACUGCGAUCGCGAAGUCGGACGCCGGACGGAAGCUGUGGGAAGUAAUCACUCCACACGUCGAAGAAUUCGCUCGUGAUGCGGCUGAAAACAACCCAAACGAAACAGCGGUCCAGAAUUCAGCUCAUGAAUCCGUUCCGAAGCGGUCUACUCUUAUCGAGCAGUCGGCCGUCGAUAUGGAACCAAAUGUAGAUUUGAAAAUGGACGUCGAUCAGCUUGUCACCAUUAUUAACAUGGCUAUUGACGAACAGUUAGCGAAAGCCGUCGGACGAAUCUUCCAAAUCAGCUGCUCUGGUGUUUCGCCAUUCUUCAUCGACUUGAAGCAUUUGCCAGGUGUUUGUGGAAAAGGCGUCCUUCGAAACGCAGAUGUUGUGUUGGAAAUGAACCAGCAGGUGUUUUUGAAGAUAAUCUCCGAAGAGUUGUCACCUGUGAACGCAUACAUGCAAGGAUCACUGAAGCUGACCGGCCAGAUUCAGGACGCUCUUACAUUAAAAUACCUAGCCGAAAGAGUUAGGCACUUGCUGUAA
Angiostrongylus costaricensis is the source of this 1305-nucleotide messenger RNA. NCBI's taxonomy places the organism in Eukaryota, Metazoa, Nematoda, Chromadorea, Rhabditida, Metastrongylidae. The record is from the annotation of a GenBank genome assembly.